Messenger RNA from Sipha flava (yellow sugarcane aphid), 2729 nucleotides. Its product is annotated as nose resistant to fluoxetine protein 6-like. The transcript has 13 exons. Gene Ontology annotation, molecular function: acyltransferase activity, transferring groups other than amino-acyl groups. NCBI's taxonomy places the organism in Eukaryota, Metazoa, Arthropoda, Insecta, Hemiptera, Aphididae. The coding region runs from base 291 to 2507 and encodes 738 amino acids. The record is from RefSeq and is a predicted model, not a curated record.
ACAACUUAACCCAAUACACAUCGAAACCGCGAUCAGCCAACACUGGCAUUGCUCGACGGGUCGGUGCAGAGGACGCAUACAAAUCCGAUACGGUGUUGUCGUUAAAAUAUUUUUCUAAUCGUUCACAUAUUCUGUACUCCGCGGACGUUACCGGACUGAUCGAUUAUCGCCGCACGCGUCGUGCUGUACCUAGUAUUAGCCGGUGAUACCGACACGCGGAGUGCAUUUCGGACUUUAGAUUAGAUUUUUGGACGCGCGUUGUACGCUUGCCGGACGUACCCAGUGCACCGAUGGCCCGUCGUGUUACGGUACAGCGAGUCCUGGCCGUGUUGGUCUUGACCGCGUCCGUCGUCCUUGCCGCUCAGGUGAAUCCUUCGUCGUUCAACCUGACCGCUGCCAAGGCGCCGGAAACAACGACCACGGCUACGACUGCGAUUUCGGUUACCGAUUACCCAAAGACCUGGGUGGCCAAUUUGUUCUACGAGACUCUGGUCAACUUCACCGUUUCCGAGGACGUUGGCAACUCGGCGUGUCGGCAACAAACGCAGAUGUACAUCAAGCACCUGAGAAAUGAUUCGUUCUGGGCAUUACAGAUGUCCGAUUCGUGGAGUCGGUACCCGAACGGCAUACUUGUCGGGACCACGCAUCAGAUGGGCGUGUACGAAGAGUGCGUCCACGUGCACCAGCCCGUCCAGGGGAAGUAUUGCCUGCCGUCGGUGGAGCUGCAAACGACAACCGGCGUGGAUUACAUGAUCGGAAAACCCUUAGAGCCGAACAGUUACGAUCAUGCCUGGCGUGAAAUACUCGGAUUUUUAGAUAAAAAUUAUCAAGCACCCAGGAAUGUAGUUAAGUUUGGCAUUUGUAUACCAGACUCAUGCACUGCUUCCGACCUGCAGACUUCGUUACAAAGAGAAUUUGACAAGCAUUUCUUGCAGCAUCAAGUCAAAGCUCAAGUACAAGUCCAAUCGACAUUGUGCUCAACGGACAAAAAUACUUAUCCUUAUGAUACUGGAUUCAUUGUUACAUGUAUGCUGCUUGGAAUUAUAUUCUUGUUAUGUUUUUUGUCGACGGCGAACCAUUUUGUAAAUUUAGUAAGGAGUAAUAAUGGGAAGAAAACUAUCAAAAUACCAGAAAUUUUAAACUUGUUUUCCAUAAUUCGUAAUACCAGAGAUUUGAUCAAGUACGAUAAAGACAACGAGCUGAACAUCUUUAAUGGACUAAAAGUGAUAACAAUGAUCUUAGUGGUGUUUGGUCAUAAGUUCUUCUACUUUGUGAUCAAUCCGAUCAUGUGGGCAAAACGUUUAGAGAUGAUCUACGUAAUCGGACCAAAUUUCUUAUUGACGUGCAUGAAUUUAGUCGAUCCGUUUUUUUUUAUAGCCGGUUACCUGAUGUAUGUUUUGUUGGUCCCGCAGUUAAAUAAACCCAGUACCAAUUGGACUCAGGUGCCAAUGAUAAUCGUGUACAAAUACUUGAGGGUACUACCAUCGUACGUGAUGAUGAUGCUGUUAACAGCUUUCAUCGUACCUCAUAUGGGUGACGGACCAUUUUGGGCUUCGAGGAUGUGGUCUGAGGCAGACAAGUGUAAAACCUAUUGGUGGGCCAAUCUAUUGGCAGUAAGCAACUUCAUCGAAGUCAAUAAUCAAUGCCUCAUUGCCGGAUGGUAUAUAUCAUGUCUCCUACAGUUACUCGUAAUCGGAACCGUUGUAAUGUACGUGUACGUUAAAAAUCGGAAAAUCGGAGUGUAUUUAAUGGUAUUUCUUUUAUGUGCAUCCAUGGUUAUUUUACCAAUCAUGACUUAUGUCCACCGAGCUUAUGGAAUCGUUAGAUUAUUGUACACGACAUUGGAAAACCCCAACAGUUCAGUAGAAUUCAAUCAUUUAUACCGGCCAUUUUACUAUCGGGGCAUUCCUUACUACGCAGGAUUGCUGGCUGGCGUUAUAGUGGAAGAACUGAAAAACCGAAAAUUCAAAUUUUCUAUGUUCACCCUUUAUGGCGGCACCGUGUUCGUCUCCGCAGUUUGUACUUGGGUUCAGCUGUACGGUGCACAGUUCUACGAUAUCAACAGGCCUUAUAACGUGAUUGAACAGUCGCUGUACUCGACGAUUAGUCACUGCACGUGGACAGUCAUAUUGUUUUGGGUUACCAUAUGUAAUUUUACAACAGGUUACGGUCCUUUAGAAAAACUGUUGAAUAACAGACUAGUAGUGCCGUUGGGUAGAUUAUGUUACGUAGUUUACCUUGUCAAUUUAACGGUCAUGCUGAUGGUGGAAAGUAGACAAAAAGUAGCUGUAUCCCCUUCAAUCGAUUUCUUGAUCGAUGGAUGGAUUUUUGGUUUGUUAAGAACAUAUUUUGUCGGAUUUAUGCUAUACAUAUUUGUUGAAGCACCAUUUGGACAGUUAAUUAAAACACUAUUGUACGGAAAAAUUAACAAAAAUAACGAACGGCCGGUAACUACAGAAAAUCCAGAAAACUCAAACAACAUACAGAAAGUUUCAACGCACCUGUAGAGACGUCUGUUUUACGACUGAGCCGUUUUGAGGACGAUUUGUAUAUUUCUAUUGCCAUGUAAUAUUUAUUUGCGUGAAACAUGCAUUAUGAUUCAUUGUAAAAUGUGGAUGAAAAGCAUUUGAAUCGAAUGAUAUGUAUCAUAUGUAUUACUAUUAUUAUUAUAACUUUAUAGACAUUCAUGCAAGUAUGGUAAUGAUUGUUCUGAGAUCUUUAUUCGAUAA